AUGUCGUGGAGAACCAUCUCUAGAGAAGCUCAGGCUGCUGUACUGAAGUCCAUUCCCAGGCGUUGGCGGCUGGAUCCCGAAAAUUAUGCGUCUCUGAAAGACGUAAGGAGCGUGCCUUAUACAAGUGGCAUUCUGACUCCCAAUCAGCUCAAGAUUACUGAACUUACGGCUGUCGAGAUAGUGAAACAUCUUGAGUCUCGUCAAUUGAAAGCCGUACAAGUUUUAGAGGCUUUUGCCGGUCGGGCAGCUAUCGCACAUCAGCUGGUCAACUGUCUGACCGAGUGGUUCUUUGAAGAUGGCCUUCAACAAGCGAGAGAGCUCGACGAGAUCCUUGACAAGGGUGGAAAGCUGAAAGGCCCAUUACACGGAGUUCCUGUCGCGUUAAAGGAUGCCGUUGAAGUUAAAGGCCAUGCUGUAACAAUGGGAUACGUUGCGAGAAGAAACAACAUCGCUAAGGAGGAUUGCACUAUUGUAAGGACAUUGCGUGCCGCAGGUGCGGUCUUCUUUUGCAAGACAACCAUGCCCCAGUCAGGAAUGGCUUUGGAGACGGUCAGCAAUCUUUGGGGCCGCACUACGAACCCAUUCAAUAGAGAUUUGGGCGCGGGCGGUAGUUCCGGAGGGGACGCGACUUUGGUCGCCUUGAGAGGCAGUCCCAUCGCCCCUUCGACUGAUAUGGGGGGAUCUAUUCGCGUGCCGGCCGCGUUCAACGGACUAUACGGAAUUCGACCGACGGCGGAUCGCAUACCCAAGGGCGGCAUGUACAACACCAACACUGGGAAUCUGACGAUCAAAUUGUCCUGUGGACCUGUCUGUCACUCUCUGGACGACCUUGAGCUAUUUACCAAGGUCAUCAAUGCGCAUCCGCACAAUAAGUACGAUGUGACUUCUGUGCCGGUUCCCUGGAAAAGCCUUGACCCAUUAGAUCGCAAACUUACUAUAGGAGUAAUGAAAUGGGACGGAGUGGUAAUGCCUCACCCGCCGGUCCUCAGAGCUCUAGAGCACACCAAGCAGACACUCGAGAAGGCCGGACACGAAGUCAUUACAAUCGAGCCCCCUUUCGAUUGCUGGGAUAUCAAACAAACUACGUUCGAUAUCUAUUACCAAUCUGGGUCUGCCGGGACUAUGUCCACACUGGCCGCUUCUGGCGAGCCUACCAUACCAGCUUUUGCGGAUCUGCUCAGGGUUUUCGACACCCGAGAACACUCUGCCGCGGAAGCGUUACGAUUGAAUAUCAAAGCAAGAGCCCUCAAAGAGCAAUUUGCCGAUACAUGGAAGGACACUGCUGGCCGCACUACCUCAGGCCAUACGAUUGAUGCAGUGAUAGCGCCACCAGCGCCUGCAGUAGGCUAUCCGCAUGACUUUAAUAUAUAUUGGGGAUAUACCUCGUUGUUUAAUCUUUUGGACUAUCCUUCUAUCAUCUUGCCGAUUCACAACUUCAAGGUGGAUCCUCAGCUGGACCCUGUGGAUCACAACUACCGGCCUUUGGAAACGAACCCCUACGACAGACCCAAUUAUGAACUGUAUGAUCCAAAUGUGUUCGUAAAUCAACCGUCAACUAUCCAGAUCGUUGGACGUCCGUUCGAGGAUGAAGAAUUGAUUCGGGUAGCCUACAUACUCGAUGCGCUGUUCAAGGCUCCAUAA
Aspergillus alliaceus is the source of this 1641-nucleotide messenger RNA. Its product is annotated as amidase signature domain-containing protein. The record is from RefSeq and is a predicted model, not a curated record. The transcript has 7 exons. Bases 1 to 1641 code for a protein of 546 amino acids. NCBI's taxonomy places the organism in Eukaryota, Fungi, Ascomycota, Eurotiomycetes, Eurotiales, Aspergillaceae.